Messenger RNA from Benincasa hispida (wax gourd), 1805 nucleotides. RefSeq names its product glucan endo-1,3-beta-glucosidase. Gene Ontology annotation, molecular function: hydrolase activity, hydrolyzing O-glycosyl compounds. The record is from RefSeq and is a predicted model, not a curated record. Gene Ontology annotation, biological process: carbohydrate metabolic process. NCBI's taxonomy places the organism in Eukaryota, Viridiplantae, Streptophyta, Magnoliopsida, Cucurbitales, Cucurbitaceae.
AACCUGACACCCACAGGUCACCACCACCACCUUCGCAACACUUUCACUUUUUCCGUGUUCGUAUCACUAUAUAAAUAUCCUCCACUUUCCCCUGUUUCAGAAUCAGGUCCCUGUGGUCCUCUCUUCCCUCCCCCCGACCCAUUUCUCCUCCGCCGCCCAAUCAUGUCCUCCGCCGCCGCAUUCCACCGUAUCUCCGCGGCGCUUUUCCUCCUUCUCCAAAUCUCCACUGCCGUCGUCGCCAUCGGCGUCAACUACGGUACGCUGGCCAACAACCUCCGCCCGCCGGCGGAGGUGGUGAACUUCCUCAAAACAAAAACCAAAAUCGACCGCGUGAAGAUCUUCGAUACAAAUCCGGAUAUCCUAAGGGCCUUCGCCGGCAGUGGAAUCCUGGUGACGGUGACGGUCGGAAACGGCGAGAUCCCCGCUCUGGGAGAUCUGGCCGUCGCUCGGCAGUGGGUAGCCGCUCAUAUCGCGCCGUUUCACCCUCGCACGCGGAUUCAUUACAUUGCCGUGGGGAAUGAAAUCAUUCACUCUAACGAUAAGCCUCUGAUCGCUCGUCUUGUUCCCGCCAUGAGAUCGCUCCACCGAGCUCUGGUUCUCGCCGGAAUUAGGGACGUUAAGGUCACAUCUCCACAUUCUUUAGGCAUCCUCUCAAUCUCUGAGCCACCAAGCAUGGGACGAUUCAGGAGAGGGUACGAUCGAACCAUAUUUGGUCCAAUGCUUCAAUUCUUACGAGAAACCAAGGCCCCAUUCAUGGUGAACCCAUAUCCUUACUUUGGCUACUCACCAAAAAUGGCUAAUUACGCUUUAUUCCGACCCAAUCGUGGCAUUUACGACAAGUACACAAAAAUCACCUACACCAACAUGUUCGACGGCAUGAUGGAUGCCCUCUACUCCGCCAUGAAGAAACUCGGCUACGCCGACGUCGAUCUCGUCAUUGGUGAAACUGGAUGGCCCACCAAUUGUGACUAUAUUGCUUGUAGCCCUGACAAUGCUGCUACUUAUAAUAGGAACUUGAUCUGGCAUGUCAAUUCUGGGAAAGGAACACCAUUGAUGCCGAAUCGAAAAUUUGAGACGUAUUUGUUUGGUUUGUUUAAUGAGAAUCUUAAACCCGGUCCAACAGCUGAGCGGAAUUGGGGUUUGUUUCAGCCUGAUUUUACUCCGGUGUAUGAUCUUCCUAACAUUAUGCUCGGCAGACGACGUGGCGGUAGGGGAGGUGGCCGGAGGACGCCGUCGCCGACACCGGUGGCUCCGUCGGGGCAGAAAUGGUGCGUUCCGAGAUCCGACGCGCCCAUUGAAGCCUUACAGAAGAACAUUGACUACGUUUGCAGCUCAAACAUCGACUGCCGUCCGAUCCAAGCCGGCGGCGCGUGUUUUCUACCCAACGAUGUCCGAUCCCACGCCGCUUACGUCAUGAAUUCCUAUUAUCAGACCGCCGGCCGCCACGAUUUCAACUGCGAUUUCGGUCACACCGGCGUUCUAACCACAGUCAAUCCAAGUCAUGGCGGAUGUGCCUACGUUUCUUAAGAGAUCGAGCGGCGGAGGCGAUCAAGUAUUUGGUUGCGUACGGGCGGGUGCAGGAGAGGAAACCGUGAGACCACAUAAAGCUUGCUGAUCAAUAGAGAGCUGCAAAUACUUUUUUUACUUUUACUUUUUUCUUUUUUCUUUCAUAUAAUGAUUUAUUUUACUUUGUUGUAAUUAAAUUGGAUUCUUCUAGAAAAAUCUCGCUCUCAUUUUUCAAAAGUGGGAUUUGGAGAUUGCAAAGAGAUUCCUUUAAUUAUUCAAACAACGUCGAGUUCAUAAUU